Messenger RNA from Podospora pseudopauciseta, 2985 nucleotides. It is a transcript of the gene DBP10, whose product is annotated as ATP-dependent RNA helicase dbp10. The transcript is spliced from 2 exons. Gene Ontology annotation, cellular component: nucleus. Gene Ontology annotation, molecular function: ATP binding; RNA helicase activity; RNA binding. NCBI's taxonomy places the organism in Eukaryota, Fungi, Ascomycota, Sordariomycetes, Sordariales, Podosporaceae. The record is from RefSeq and is a predicted model, not a curated record. The coding region runs from base 167 to 2941 and encodes 924 amino acids.
CAGGCUCAGUGAUGCCGAAAAUUUACAACAGCUCUCUAGCAACACCAUCCACCACUUUGAGCUCUAUUUUCACUGCUGUCAGCGCCGAAUAUCAAAUUACCAGUUCCCUUUUUCAACUCCGACCACCCUACGUUCAAUUAGUGCAGCAUAAUACCAUUCGCCUACGAUGAAGAGACGCGCUGCGUCCCCGACUCCGUCGGAGCACGAGGUCGAUAUUGCGGGGUCCCUGUUUGCCGACGAGAGUGAUGGCGAUUUUGAGGUUGUCAAGAAUGGUGCUGAGGCGGAUUUCGAUCUUGAUUUCGGAGAUCUCUUAACAGCAGGCGAUGGCGAUUCGAAUGCCGAGGACGAUGAAGACUUCAUUGCUACCGCUCAGCGCAAGUCCAACAGGAAAAGCUCGAAUGUGCAGGGCAAGUCGGUAAAGAAGGGUGGUGGUUUCCAGGCCAUGGGCCUCAAUGCGAAUUUAUUACGAGCCAUCACAAAGAAGGGCUUUUCUGUCCCGACUCCAAUUCAGAGGAAGACAAUCCCUCUGGUCCUGGAAAGAAGAGAUGUUGUGGGUAUGGCGCGCACAGGUUCAGGAAAGACAGCCGCCUUCGUCAUCCCCAUGAUCGAGCGUUUGAAGGGACACAGCCCCAAGGUCGGCGCCAGAGCCUUGAUUCUCUCCCCGUCUCGUGAACUGGCGCUACAGACAUUGAAGGUUGUGAAGGAACUCGGUCGCGGCACAGAUCUGAAGACGAUUCUCCUCGUUGGUGGUGACAGCCUGGAGGAGCAGUUCGCCCAGAUGGCCACGAACCCCGAUAUCGUCAUUGCUACCCCUGGUCGUUUCCUGCAUUUGAAGGUUGAAAUGAACCUCAACCUCUCCUCGAUCAAAUACGUGGUCUUCGACGAAGCCGAUCGCCUGUUCGAAAUGGGUUUUGCCGAGCAGCUAACCGAGAUUCUUCACGCGCUGCCAUCAUCAAGACAGACUCUGCUAUUUUCGGCUACUCUGCCAUCCUCCUUGGUUGAGUUUGCCAGAGCUGGUUUACAGGAGCCGAGCUUGGUGAGAUUGGACGCUGAGACCAAGGUGUCUCCCGAUAUGGAGAGUGCCUUCUUUUCUGUCAAGGGUGGUGAGAAGGAGGGCGCUCUGUUGCAUAUUCUUCACGAUAUUAUCAAGAUGCCAAUGGGAACGCCAGAAGGAGCACCAAAAGACGAGGCUGAUCCAAAUAACUCUCGGGGGAAGCGCAAGCGUGUCAGCGACAGACUCAGUUUCAAGGAGAAGCCGACAGCACACUCUACAAUCAUCUUCACGGCUACCAAGCAUCACGUCGAGUACAUUGCACAUCUCCUUCGUCAUGCCGGCUUCGCUGUUUCCUACAUUUACGGUUCUUUGGAUCAAACCGCUAGGAAGAUCCAAGUUGAUGACUUUAGACGAGGAAGAACGAAUAUUCUGGUAGUCACAGACGUUGCGGCUCGUGGUAUCGAUAUUCCAGUUCUCGCCAAUGUCAUCAACUACGACUUUCCUCCACAGCCCAAGGUUUUCGUCCAUCGUGUCGGUCGUACGGCUCGUGCUGGCCAGCGCGGUUGGGCUUAUGCUCUUGUACGGGAGUCUGAUCUGCCCUAUCUCAUCGAUCUUCAGCUCUUCCUCGGACGGAGGCUGGUUAUGGGUAAAGAUGGACAAGACCCCUCAUUUGCUCAGGAUGUUGUGCUCGGUGCGUUGAAGAGAUUGGAGCUCGAGAACCAGACUGAGUGGGUCAACAAGGUUCUGAACGAAGAGGGCGACAUCAGUGCGCUCAGGGGUGUUACGCUCAAGGCUGAGAAGCUCUAUAUGAGGACCAGAAACUCGGCUUCCAGCUCCAGUGCCAAGAGAGCUCGCGAGAUCAUCAACUCAAAGGGUUGGACACAACUUCAUCCCUUGUUUGGCGUGGAGGCGAUCAAUGCCGAGGAAGCUCGUGACAAUCUCCUCUCCAAGAUCAGCUUGUUCAAGCCUCAGGAGACAGUCUUCGAAAUUGGGCCCCAAGGAAAGUCCCACAGAAACAGAGCGGCGGAGGUGAUGCGCAGCUUCAGAACCAAGGUCGCGCCACGGAGGAUCACGAAGGGAGAAAACGAUUCUGAUGUUGACAUGUCAGAUGGCGAGGGACCCAAGGCUGACAGCGAAUUUGACUCGGAUUCUGACGAUGAACCCCCAAAGCAGGAGGAUGUGUCGGAGUCGGAGCAAGAAGAGGACGACUCGGACUCUGAAAUGGAAGUCACGGUUACUUCGUCCAAGUCAAGCAAGAAGCAAAAGGGUGGUGACCCUAUAGCGUCAUUCCAAGACCCCGAGAUUUUUAUGUCCUACACGCCACGCACGACUUCGGCGGCAGAAGAAAAGGCCUAUGGCGUCCACUCCGGUGGUGUCAACUCGUCUCAUUUCGUCACCGCCGCCCGCGACGCUGCCAUGGACCUCACCAACGACGACGGCGCCAAGGCCUUCGGCUUGCCUACCCGCUCCAAACUCCGCUGGGAUAAGCGCCACAGCAAAUACGUCGCCCGUGCCAACGAUGACGACGGCUCCAAGGGCGUCAAGAUGAUCCGUGGUGAGUCCGGUGUCAAGAUCGCGGCGUCCUUCCAAUCCGGCAGAUUCGACAAGUGGAAGAAGUCCAACCGUAUUGGUCGCCUGCCUGGUGUUGGCGAAUUGGAAAAGCCUGGCCUGGCCAGGCUUGCCAACGGUCCUGGCCACCAGGAAGGUGGCACCAGGUAUAAGCACAGGCAAGAAAAGGCCCCCAAGGAAGCUGACAAAUUCCGUGAUGAUUAUCAUGUGAGGAAGAAGCGGGUGGCCGAAGCCAAGGAAAAGAGGAUUGGCAAGUUCAAGGAUGGGGAAGGCUCGAAGCGGGAGUUGAAGAACGCUACGGACAUCAGGAAGGCACGUGUCAUCGCUGAAAAGAAGAGGGAAAAGAAUGCUAGGCCCAGCAAGCGUCCUAGGAGGUAAAGAUUACGGUGUAGAUAGGGGGGGUGAUAGUGUUUCUGGCAGGA